AUGAAAGUUGCAGUAGUUGGCUCUGGUGCCGCUGGCCUUAGCGCAACCUGGGCGUUAAAUGAACACAGCGAUCAUGAGGUGCACCUUUAUGAAGCUGAGGUUCGUGCAGGAGGACAUGCCAACGCCGUACCAUUCGUCAGCAAGGCUCCAGACGGACGCGAGCAAUUUGCCUAUAUUGUUUUUAACCCGUACACGUACCUCAACUUUUUGCGAUUCCUCAAAUUACAUCCCGACAUCGCUAUUCUUCCAACGCAGAUGUCAUUCAGCAUAUCGCGAGAUAAUGGUGCAUUCGAAUGGGCCAGCGACAGCCUCGCGACGCUCUUCUGCCAACCAUGGCGAAUCUUCGACGGGACACUCUGGCGCAUGCUAUACGAUAUUUUUAGAUUUAAUGCAUCUGCUAGGCGUCUUGUAAGCAGAUGGAACAAGAUGGACAUCGACGACUGCGAUGGCUGUUCCAUCGGAGAAUACCUCGAACGCGGUGCAUACUCUGAUACGUUUCGUGACAACUACUUGAUCCCCAUGACCGCAGCUAUUUGGAGUACUCCGCCUAACACAUGUGCCUUAGACUUCCCUGCGCGGACCCUAAUUCAGUUUAUGCAUAACCAUUUCCUUCUUCAGUUAACGGGGAAGCCAUCAUGGUUGAUUUUCAAAGAUGGAAGUCAGGCUUAUAUCAAAAUGAUCCUCUUGAAGCUGGCGUCAUCGCAGUUACAUCUCUGUACCCCUGUCAAGUCGGUCAAGAACACUUCUUCCGACAAAGGUGUGGUACUGACUACAGCAGAUGGUCAAGAGGAAGUUUACGAUCAUGUUAUCAUGGCCUGCCAUUCCGAUACGGCGCUGUCGAUUCUUAAGGAAGGCGGCGGUAUUCGACCCGAGGAAGAGAAUAUUCUAAGCAUGUUCAAGUGGACUAAGAACGAAUCGGUUUUGCAUUCCGAUACUAGGCUGCUUCCAAAGAGUCAUCUGGCGAAGGCAUGCUGGAAUUACUUGACAUUUUCAGCUGCAACACCUGAUGGUCAAACGAAGGCGAACAACGACCAAGUCUCAGUCACAUUCGACAUGAAUGUCCUGCAGCACAUUCCUGCGAAGAAACACGGGCCAGUGCUAGUUUCCAUCAACCCUCCGUUCGAACCUGAGCCUAGCACUGUUCAGGGACGAUGGACGUUCGACCAUCCGGUCCUAGAUGGGAAUGCCAUUCGCGCUCAGCGACUGCUCAGGACGAUCCAAGGGAUCCGCGGGAUCACCUAUGCUGGCGGGUAUCAUAAUUUUGGGUUCCAUGAGGAUGCCUUCACGUCGGGGCUAUUGGCAGCCACGACAUACAGUGGUCUGAACGCGAAGUUGCCGUUCGAGCUCGAGUUUGCGGAGGGAAGCCCUUGGGAUGAUCCAUCGAGGAAAAGACCAGCCAAGCGUGAUUUGUAUGCGGAAUGGCUGGCGAUGGUGUUUGAUAUCGUCCAAGCUGGCGGCGUGAGGUUCAUUGUCGGGACUGCGGGCUUGCUCCUUAUGGGUCAUGCAGGAAUUACGAAGGGGCAGGUUCCUUUGUCGAAAUUGAUUAAUAGUUUCUGGAGCUAG
This is a messenger RNA of Guyanagaster necrorhizus, 1563 nucleotides long. RefSeq names its product FAD/NAD(P)-binding domain-containing protein. The transcript is spliced from 9 exons. The record is from RefSeq and is a predicted model, not a curated record. Gene Ontology annotation, molecular function: oxidoreductase activity. Lineage: Eukaryota; Fungi; Basidiomycota; Agaricomycetes; Agaricales; Physalacriaceae. Bases 1 to 1563 code for a protein of 520 amino acids.